AUGGUGCCCUCAAGGGUUUGUUGUCGCCCGCCGUGCGUCGAGGCACUGCCCUCCCAACGAGGGAAAUGUUUCGGCCAUCGCACUGUCCACAGUGGCGUCGCAGUGGAGGACGAGGGACUGACUGAGCAGGAGGGCAAGCCAACGCCUGGAUCUUCAAGAUCGUCAACCGACCCCCAGAAUCGAGGGACCGGGCGCGCAACGCGACAUCAGUCUACUGCAGUUGAACAUGUUCCACUCAAUUGCAGUAACGAGAAAGGUCUUUCAGCUCAUUCGUCAACAGCAUCUGGACAUACUAGUGCUCCAAGAGGCGUAUGCCAUUUGUGA
Diachasmimorpha longicaudata is the source of this 324-nucleotide messenger RNA. RefSeq lists its product as uncharacterized. The transcript is spliced from 2 exons. NCBI's taxonomy places the organism in Eukaryota, Metazoa, Arthropoda, Insecta, Hymenoptera, Braconidae. Bases 1 to 324 code for a protein of 107 amino acids. The record is from RefSeq and is a predicted model, not a curated record.